Messenger RNA from Symbiodinium natans, 230 nucleotides. Lineage: Eukaryota; Dinophyceae; Suessiales; Symbiodiniaceae. The record is from the annotation of a GenBank genome assembly.
GAUCCCUCUUGAACAUUGUGCGCGCAUCGUCUGGGAAAGGAAGCGCGAAGCGGCGCGGAAACGAAGGACGAAGCGGUCUGCGGUGUGUCAUAUGCCAAAAGCUGUCAUGGGAAGCGAGCUCCGUGUGGAGGCAGGCCAAGAGCACCAAACCUGGAAGCCCUUACCACUACAUUGGGAGUGCUCCUCGUGGUAAGGCACAGAAGGGAAGAGGGACGCUUAGGAGCUGUUAA